Molecule: messenger RNA, 633 nt
Organism: Loa loa (African eye worm)
Lineage: Eukaryota; Metazoa; Nematoda; Chromadorea; Rhabditida; Onchocercidae
Exons: 1
Coding region: 62-526 (154 amino acids)
Source: RefSeq, a predicted model, not a curated record
UUCCAGGUUGGCGUUGCUUCUUUCUGGAGCAUAAAAGGAUGUUAACAGCGCGAACGCAGUCAUGACAACAACAUAUUCAGUACAUCCUCCGGGAGCAACAGCAUCAAAAAGACUUCUGUCUCAUCAUCAUCAUCAUCAACAUAAUCAUCAUUCCCAUUCACCACAUCAGCAACAUCGACGUCACCAGGCGUCAUCCCUCGAUUCUAUCCGCACUGCUGCCACGAUCAUAUCACCCUCAUCUUUGCAGCGUAUUGUUAACGGUAUUGACGGUACUGCUACUACCGCAACUCCACCUGCUGCUAUCGGCAUUAUCCCACCACCACCACCUCCGUUUGACGCUAUUGCUGCACCGAAUCCUGCUAUCGCUGCCCUGAACGGUACAAUCUGUAGGCCAUCAUCAUCGGAUUGCGGUGGGUCAUCAUCCGGUCUUGGUGGUAUGACCAAAACCGAUAUUAUAUCAUCCGACGAAUCAUCACUGGCCAGGUUCUAUUUCAUCCUCUCUGCUCAAAAAUUUAUACAUUCUUGAUUGUUAGAGUGCUGGCAAGUUUGGUGGUAUGUCGUUUGGUGGUAUAGUUGGUGGUAUGUCGUUAAUUAAGUAAGCGAUUCCGUGCGCUAUUAUGCACUCUUUUCUGC